AAUCAUUUGUCGUUUGAGAUUCAAAGUGAAGAGUCGACAGAGUUGAAUUCUAUUUUUAUAUUUGUGUUAAUUUAAUCAUGGCACCUAACAAUAAUUUGACUGCAAUUCUUUAUGGAAUUGAAGAUUUACGUUUAGAGAAUCUUGAAAUUCCGAAAAUUAAAGAUGAAGAAGUACUUCUGGAGAUGGAUUGCGUUGGCAUUUGCGGUUCUGAUGUUCAUUAUCUUGUACAUGGGCGUAUUGGGGAUUUCAUUGUUGAAAAACCGAUGAUAAUUGGACAUGAAGCUUCUGGAGUGGUAAAGAAAUUGGGAAAGAAUGUGAAGAAUCUUGCAGUUGGUGAUCGUGUAGCGAUUGAACCUGGAGUUCCAUGUCGUAUGUGCGAGUUUUGUAAGACUGGAAAGUACAAUUUAUGUCCCGAUAUUGUCUUCUGUGCAACACCACCUUAUGACGGCAAUUUGAGACGAUUUUAUGCACAUGCUGCUGAUUUUUGUUUUAAACUACCAGAUCAUGUUACAAUGGAAGAAGGAGCUUUACUUGAGCCACUCUCAGUUGGUGUUCACACUUGUCGUCGUGCUGAGAUUCAACUUGGGGAUAUUGUUAUGAUUCUCGGUGCUGGGCCAAUUGGGUUAGUUUCAUUAUUGACAGCGAAAGAAAUGGGGGCAACGAAAGUUAUAAUUCUUGACUUAAUACAAAGUCGUUUGGAUGUUGCGAAAGAAUUGGGAGCUGAUUACACAAUAGCAAUUCAGAAAAACGACUCUGAAGGUGAACUUGUGAAGAGAAUUCAUUCAUUGCUUGGAGCGCAACCGAACAAAUCUUUGGACUGUAGUGGAGCGGAAGCAACAAAUCGUUUGGGAUUGCUUGCGACAAAAAGCGGCGGGGUUUUUGUUAUCGUUGGGAAUGGUCCGCCUGAAGUUAAAGUUCCCAUGGUCGGCUCUGUUUGCAGAGAGGUUGAUAUUCGGGGAGUCUUCCGUUAUGCUAAUGAUUACCCUGCAGCUUUAGCACUAGUUGCUAGUGGAAAAGCAAACGUCAAACGUUUGGUAACUCAUCAUUUUGACAUCACUGAAACAGCCGAUGCAUUCAAAGCAUCACGCUAUGGAACUGACGGUGCCAUCAAAGUCAUGAUUCACUGUCAACCACGCAACAAGAAUAACCCGAAACCUUUUUAAGAAAAACACAAACCACUUGCUGCAUCACUCCACUUGAACUCACGAGCGUGAACAUUUUCAUGAAUAAAUUUUUUGUCUUCCUUUUUAAGAUUCGGCAGUAAAUUUUCUUUUUCGUUUUCGCCAUUGAAAAUAAAUCAUUUUCUUAGACUGAAAAAAAGGAAACGCAGAAUGGGCAAUAAAAAUAUUUUUGGUUCUUUUUUUUUCAUCUUUCAAUUUAACCUUUUUGGGUCAUAAAUUUUAAAAUCAGGCUUUCCAAUGUCCGACUUCUCAUUCAUCACGCUGUGAGAGCAAAUUACAAACAACAAGCGAAUAUUUGCUUUUGUCUUCUUUUUGUUUUUCAACAUCCUUACUUACUCGACUUAUCAGAAGUAAAAGGCCAAAGGGGAUCGUACAUUUUUAAUUGUUUUUAUUAUUAUUUUAUUUUUAAUGAAUAAUAAAAAAUGAACAAAAAUGUUGCGUACAAUAAUAAACAAAGC
Molecule: messenger RNA, 1639 nt
Organism: Clunio marinus
Lineage: Eukaryota; Metazoa; Arthropoda; Insecta; Diptera; Chironomidae
Source: the annotation of a GenBank genome assembly